Acanthoscelides obtectus is the source of this 2623-nucleotide messenger RNA. The record is from the annotation of a GenBank genome assembly. NCBI's taxonomy places the organism in Eukaryota, Metazoa, Arthropoda, Insecta, Coleoptera, Chrysomelidae.
AGCGCUGCAACGAAAAACUGAACACGUUAGCAAUAUCAGUUAUGAACCAGUGGCCAGGCGUGCGAUUGGUGGUUACGGAAGGCUGGGAUGAAGAAGGAUACCAUCCUCCAGAUUCAUUACACUACGAAGGCCGGGCAGUCGACGUAACUACAUCGGAUAGGGAUAGAGCGAAGUAUGGGAUGCUUGCUAGGUUAGCUGUAGAAGCUGGAUUCGACUGGGUACAUUACGAGAGCAGGGGACAUAUACAUUGCUCCGUUAAGUUAGAAUCUUCCGUAGGCUCGAAAUUCGGUGGGUGCUUCACUGCAAACUCAACAGUCACCACUCCUACCGGCAGCAAGCGGCUAUCCGAUCUGCAAAUCGGUGAUCUCAUCCUGGCUGUAGACCCGUACACCCAGCAGGCAUUCUACAGCGAGAUGCUGAUGUUCAUAGACUACAAUCCGGAUCAGAAAAGGGAGUUCGUGAGGUUUUCCUUGAUCUCUGGGAGCACGUUUACUGUAACCCCCAACCAUUUGGUACUCAGUUCGGAAGGAUUGGGACAAGUAGAGUUUGCGGGAAACGUGAAAGUCGGAGAUAGGUUGUUAAUUAAUAGUGCAGAUGUCCUGCGAGAAGAAUUUGUCAGCCGAAUAGAAACCGUACUCGCGAAAGGCGUAUACGCGCCUCUAACCUCUGCCGGCACGGUAGUGGUGGAUGGAGUUGCAGCUUCUUGCUACGCCACAGUAGAUAGCCAACAAAUUGCCCAUUGGGCAUUCCUACCACUUAGAAUAACCUCCAACUUGAGGCACGGCCUUUGGAGGAUAUGGAGCGUCUUCAGUAGGCCUUUGAGGUCUUGGAGUAGCCCUUUGAGAGAGAAACAGGCUAGGCAAGAGUAUAUGGUAGGUGUGCAUUGGUAUGCUAAAGUGCUCUAUAGGAUAGGAGAAUACUUGAUUCCAUGGAGGUUGCAGAAUUGAAGUAGUAGGGCCGAUGACUAGGAAGAUCUGUUCUCAUUUCUGGACCUAAUUUAGUAUGCGACUUAGAUAAAAAGUUCUAAAUAUAAGAAGUAAUGUAAAUGUAUAACACUAAAAGAUAUCUAAAAGUUCCUAUAAAAAGUUCCACGUGCUUCCUCUACGAAAGUAUAGGCCCGUUAAGUACAGAACUAGAUAUGAGAUUUUUUCAAAAAAUAGAAAGUUUUCAGAGCAACAAAAAUAAGAAAUCGUUAAAUCGCGCGUUGUGUUUUUUGACAGCUAUAUCAAAUGAAAGUGGCUCGAGAAAGAAUUUCUAUGACCACCAAAGUAAACCGUGCGAAUUUCACAGUACUGACUAUUGACAAUAAUGACAGGUUUCAUUUUGACGUGAAACUAACUCCAAAGUUCCAAAACUGAAAAUAUUUCAUGGAAAAGUUUUGGUAAUACUUGUGUUAUGAUUGCACCAAACCGGUUAAGCAAUGUAUAAGUCUGGAAUCAUAGAACCGCGAAACGACAGGUAAUACAAAACCAGCAGAACUUGAAUAAAAUCUACCACAUUGCAUAUGUCGGAAAACAAAACAACUGAUUCAUUUAUAACACUGCCUAUUAAAUUCCUGCAUUUGUUUUUAUAUGUUAUAUUUCUUUUAAAUAUUUUAAUUAAGCUUUUCGGCAACCUUGCUAAAUACGCGUUAUUUUCCGUAAAUAACUUCUUAUUUUGAUCACGGAUCAAAGAAUUGUGUCGCUACUCUGAAAAAUCAAAAUAACUAAAACCAUAACGAAGCACAAAAAUAAGAACACUAAAAACUGUCUAUCAAUAUCCGUAGAAAACAGGUUAUUGUUUCAGAAGUCAGGGACGUAUUGCUGAACUUCUAACGAUCUAUAUGGCGACAAGCAAUGAUAACAUAUUUGGUAAACAGAGUCCUGUAUCAAUAAAAUCAACCCUGUUUGUUUUACUACUAUUUUGUCAUUAUGGUACCGAUUCCGAUUUAUUGGUUCCGCCAUUUUAAAAACCUAGAAAUUUUGGUAAUAAUCCUAAUCGGCGACGCACAAAAACUCCAGAUAUAGGAAAAUUUCAGAAUAUCAAACCCAGUUUUAGGCUUUCUUUAGGACUCAGGGCCCAGAAAAACAAGAAUACAUGUUUCCCAGUUAAAGGAUCAAGCACAAAAGUUUAGCAAUAAUUUAUUGAAGCUAGUCCAUCCCUGAAGAUCUAAAGGUGUUAAUUUUUUUUCUCAGAUACCGCCAUAAGAGGCAUUGAUCGGAUAGUAUGCUGUAGAAAUUUAACUGCAGUAUAAUACAGGGUUUAUUAAGAAACCGCAGUUUUCACUCAGGCCCUUCAGGUUCUUGUAGCUCCGAAGCCCAAUGUGGUUUUUUUAAAUACUAUCUUGCCUAAUACAUUGUACUUAUGUGAAUCUACCACUUCCGUCCAAUGUAUAAAAUACAAAAGAUUAAAUAAUUCACAGUCCAGGAACGAGGAUAGAAUGGCACAAUAUAUCACAAGUUGGUAAAAUAUGAACUUAUUCUAGAAAGCUUACCAACUUAGUCUGAUAUAUUUGUCAGUAUAGUGUUAAAUUUGCAUUUGCAUUGUAACCCUUAUUCGCUUUAUCAGAAGCAGCAUUAUUGUUAUAUGUUCUGACAAAUCUUAACCGUAUUUAUAUUCUUGUAGAAGCAAAAGUAAGUAAGAC